AUGGUGGAGCUCUCCGCGGGCGCCAGCAUUGCGGUCGGAGUAAUCGUCGGCCUCGCAUCCACCUGCAUCCAAAGCAUCGGCUUGACCCUGCAGCGCAAAUCACAUCUGCUUGAGGAAGAGAAGGAGGACGACUAUGAGCGGCGACCGCCCUAUAAACGCCGGAGGUGGCAGCUGGGCAUGCUGAUGUUCGUGGUGGCGAACAUAGUGGGGAGCACCAUCCAGAUCACCACCCUACCGCUCCCUGUACUGUCGACUUUGCAAGCUUCCGGCCUCGUCUUUAACUCGAUAUGCGCUUCGGUCGUCUUGAGCGAGCCAUUUACGAGGCAUUCCCUAGCCGGUACUCUACUCGUUGCAGGAGGAGCCCUUCUUAUCGGUAUAUUUGGAGCCAUCAGCGAACCCUCCCAUAACCUGGACCAGCUCCUACGGCUACUGGGCCGCACGCAAUUUCUACUAUGGAUGUUUGGGACCCUUGUAAUAGUGCUAGCCCUGAUUAUCGCCAACUGGUUCCUGAAGCGCAUAUAUCCCCGACCUACACCACGCUUGAGGCUGGUCCGAGGCAUCUUCUUUGGCUGUGUCAGUGGGAUUCUCUCCGCCCAUUCUCUCCUGAUUGCAAAGAGUGCGGUUGAGCUCCUGGUUCGAACUAUCAUCGAUCGCCAUAACCAAUUCAACCGUUGGGAAUCUUGGAUGAUCCUCAUUGGCCUCGUUACUUUCGCCUUGACCCAACUAUACUAUAUGCACCGCGGAUUAAAGCUUUGCAGCACAAGCGUUCUUUAUCCUCUCAUAUUCUGCGUCUACAAUGUCAUCGCCAUAAUAGACGGGUUGAUCUACUUCCACCAAUCGGCCAGGUUAUCGAAUCUACACGCAGGCCUACUCUCCCUUGGAACAGCCAUACUCUUGGCCGGAGUAGUAUGUUUGAGUUGGCGCUUGGAGGAGAGCGACGAAGAACCCUCGUCACCGGUUGUAGGACGACAUAAAGGCCACGUCCCCAUACCACAAGCAGCUCUCACGCCUGGUAUCGGUCUCGUCCACGGUAUUCUUGAGGAUGAGCCCACGUCCCCAGUCGAUCUAGAAGAGCAGCAGCCCGGGCUCCACGGUGCUGUGGCCGAGCAACGAAAACGACAGAGCAUCAACGAACGAACGCCACUGCUCGCUCGAGCACCAACCGGCCCCGCAGUUGCAGUCGCCCACUACGCAGACAAGAGGCCGUCAUUAAGCACCAAGCAAUCGCACAGCCCAAGCGCAAGCCCUUCAGCUCGCAUACCACCAAGGAGACGGAGAAUGACCAUCUCGGAGGAAACGAACGAGAUCUGGAACGAGCUCAACGAUAGAGACACAGUCCCCUCUCCAAUCAGACGCUCGGUAGACCUGGGACGAAGACCGCGCUCUGGCACCCUACCAGCGCGCCGCAAGAACAACUCAGGGACGUGGCUGAACCAGAUGCGGAGGCGAUCGUGGUUCGAUGGUGCCGGGCUGGGCAUCUCCCGCGAUCGCAGCGUGUCGCGAGGGAAGAGACCUGUUGUCAGCGACGCGUCAUUAUUGGACCAUCCGGAUCCGGAGGACGAGGCGCACUCUGAUACUGAUGCGCCGCCAAGUCCUGAUGCGAGGGCACGUGGUACUUGGCGGUUUGGGGAGAGAAGGCAGCAAGAGGGGCUAGGAGAUUGGUUUAAGCUUAAAUGGUGGCGGAAGAAGUGGAGGGAUGGGGAAGAGGAGAACGAGCAUGAGAGAGUAUGA
Didymosphaeria variabile is the source of this 1731-nucleotide messenger RNA. RefSeq lists its product as uncharacterized. Gene Ontology annotation, molecular function: magnesium ion transmembrane transporter activity. The record is from RefSeq and is a predicted model, not a curated record. The coding region runs from base 1 to 1731 and encodes 576 amino acids. Lineage: Eukaryota; Fungi; Ascomycota; Dothideomycetes; Pleosporales; Didymosphaeriaceae. Gene Ontology annotation, cellular component: membrane. The transcript is spliced from 4 exons. Gene Ontology annotation, biological process: magnesium ion transport.